Phalaenopsis equestris is the source of this 615-nucleotide messenger RNA. Its product is annotated as protein GLUTAMINE DUMPER 2-like. Bases 15 to 530 code for a protein of 171 amino acids. The transcript has a single exon. NCBI's taxonomy places the organism in Eukaryota, Viridiplantae, Streptophyta, Magnoliopsida, Asparagales, Orchidaceae. The record is from RefSeq and is a predicted model, not a curated record. Gene Ontology annotation, biological process: regulation of amino acid export.
CUUCGCAACAAAUCAUGAGACCAGGAGCCGCUUUCUCCCAACAAAAUCCGGCGAAUUCGCCGGCGGCGAGCUCCGCCGCCACCCUUCAUUCCGCUUGGCACUCUCCGGUACCUUAUCUCUUCGGGGGGCUCGCCGCCAUGCUCGGACUGAUUGCCUUCGCCCUUCUCAUCCUCGCUUGCUCCUACUGGAAGCUUUCGGGGUACCUCGAAGGCGACGGAGAUAGCAACCCUCCGGCGGCCGGAGAGGAGGAGGGUAAGUCCGGCAACGGUGACGGGAAGCUAACGGCGGCGGUUUAUGAGGAGCGGAUAGUGGUGAUCAUGGCCGGAGACAAGAAGCCGACAUUCCUCGCGACGCCGAUGUCCAGCCGAGCGUCGUCUUUUGGGGAUCGAAACGCCGGCGGCGACGCUGGGGGUGACGUUAACGGUAACGGUGACGGUGACGGUGCAGGUAAGAGUGAGAAUGGAGGGAGUGUGGGGACAGGAAAUAGGACCGGAGAUGAGGACCAGAGGGAAUCGAGGCAUCGGGAAUAGAAGUCUAGUUUUUUUUUUUUUUUUUAAUUAAACGGGGAUUGUAAAUUUGAGGUGCAAUGGAAGUUAAGUUCGUGGUGAAAUAUUU